This is a messenger RNA of Uloborus diversus, 2056 nucleotides long. RefSeq names its product SUMO-activating enzyme subunit 1-like (gene Aos1). Lineage: Eukaryota; Metazoa; Arthropoda; Arachnida; Araneae; Uloboridae. Gene Ontology annotation, molecular function: SUMO activating enzyme activity. Gene Ontology annotation, cellular component: cytoplasm; SUMO activating enzyme complex. Gene Ontology annotation, biological process: protein sumoylation. Bases 103 to 1143 code for a protein of 346 amino acids. The record is from RefSeq and is a predicted model, not a curated record. The transcript is spliced from 9 exons.
UAUUUCUUGCUUUUUAAUUUAUUCGCGGUUCGCGGCAUUGUAUGGAAUAUACGCCGGUAAAUAAAUUUCAAUAAUUGUUAAAACAUUUAAAUGCGUUUUUGAAUGGGAGUAAAGAGAAAUUUGGAUUCUGCAGGUAUGUCUGCCCAAACUGAUACUAUCUCUGAAGAUGAAGCUGCCUUAUAUGAUCGUCAAAUCCGUUUAUGGGGAUUAGAGUGUCAAAAACGCAUUCGAGAUGGCAAAAUUCUCGUUCUUGGACUGAAUGGACUUGGAGCAGAAGUGGUAAAGAAUUUGACACUCAGUGGAGUAAAAAGAAUUGUCAUCAUGGACAAUGAGCCUGUCAAGCCUUCUGACGCUACUGCUCAGUUUUUUGCAGCUGGGAGUGAAGUUGGAAUAAAUCGUGCUGAGGCAUCUAAAGCUGCUAUUCAAGAGCUAAAUCCUAAUGUGGAAGUUAUCAUUGACAAAGAGGAAUUUGACUCAAAGUCGGAGUCUUUCAUCAAAUCAUUCAAUGUUGUAUGUGCCUGUGACUGUACUCCAGAUGUUAUUUUUAAAGUGAACAGAAAGUGCAGGGAGCUGAAUGUAACAUUCUUCUCUGGGAGCACAUUUGGUCUUCAUGGCUACUGUUUUGUAGACACAGAAACUAUCACUUAUACAAGGAACAUUGAAGUACGGCCAGCAGCAGAUCAUCCAGAUAAUGUCCAUUUUAAGCCAGUGAGAGAAAUUGAGGAAGUUAAUGAGUAUUGCCUAUUAGAAAGUGCUUUCAGUCUGAAGGUAAAUGCUGGUUUGAAAAAGAAAGUUAAUCCAGUUUUCUUACUUCUCCAAAUCCUCUUCAGGUACCAGCAACUUCAUAAAAGAAACCCCUCUCCACAAUCUAGGGAAGCAGACAUUUUGGAACUUCAGAAAUUAAGAGCUGAAGUAACUCAAGCUGUUGGAUGCGAUGAAGGAAGAGUUGGAGAUGACAUGCUCUGCUCAUCAUUUGGUGAACUAAGCCCUGUUUGUGCUAUCGUUGGUGGAGUUUAUGCAAAUGAAAUUAUUAAAAGUCUUUCAAACCAUGUUAAUUUGAUGUACAAUUUUUUCCUGUUCAAUGGUGAAGAUUGCAAUGGAGUUGUAGAAGCAUUUAUUCCUCCUGAUGAACAUAAAAAAUAAUCACUUUUGUCUAUUUCAUUAAAAUUUCACUCAUUCAUUGAUAAUUGUGUUAUUCAAUCAGAAAUGCUGACAAAGACUAGCUCGUAUUUUACUUUUCCUUCCUAUUUGUAAAUUUUGAUUUUUUUAUUUUACUUUUACAUCAUGGAAGCACACCUCAAAUUUAGUUGCCUGAAGCAAGUGUUGGGGUGAAACUAUUUCUGGCUGACCCCGUGAUUCUGGACUUUUUUAAUUGCCAAAUCUUGAACUGUGGCAGGGUUUCCGCUACGGUCGCAUUUUUCGCAAAAUGCGAAAAACCUAUUUAAAUUGCGAAAAUAAAACAAGGCGUUUUCGCUUUUUUGCUCAAAUAAAAAAGUACAGAAAUAAAGAAUUUAAAAAACAAAACUAUGCAUGAAGCAUGAUCCGAGAGAUUAUUAAACAAGAACAGCGAUACUCAACUUAAUCAUAUUACAAUUCUUAGUUCAGAAAAUGUUUCAAUUACUAUUAAGUUCAACAGCCAGUACUGAGUCUUUAUUUGCAAUCUGACCUCCUAAUAAAUGAAUUUUUGGACUUCAUUAAAUGUCGAUGUUUUAGCAUUUUGCUAAACUUAUUUUACUAACGUUAGCUUUUAUGCUAAAGAAGUUUUAAACUCAGCUUAAACCCUGAACUGUGGUGAAAAACUUUUGAAUAAUUUGCCAUAAUUUGUCAAUGAUUAACCAAAAUUGCAAUGUUUAAAGAUACGUUGAAUGCAUCAAAAAAUGUGUUCUUUGUUAUUUGUCUCUAAUGGGACUGCAUAUUGGCUCCUCAUCACUUGCAAAGCUAGUGACACCCCCUCCCCCCAACAGACCUGUGGAACUCAGGGACUGGCUUUCAUUGUUUCAUAUUGCUCCACUAGCAAUGUGCCAGAUAUCUGUAUCCAUAUCUGCGGAAAAAUAAA